AUGGCUAACUCUUUGUCUGCUGAGCAGCCACUAUGCCAUGCAGACGAGAGCUCCGCCCUGUUGCAAUUCAAACAAAGCUUUUCAAUUGACAAAUCCACUUCUAGUGAUCCUUCUGCUUAUCCGAAGGUUGCAUCAUGGAAGCUCGAAGGAGAUAGUGGCAACUGCUGCUCAUGGGAUGGUGUCAAAUGCGAUGAGGAUACGGGUCAUGUGAUUGGCCUUGACCUCAGCAGCAGUUUCCUCCACGGUUCUAUCAAUUCAAGCAGCAGCCUCUUCAGCCUAGUUCACCUUCAGCGACUUAACCUUGCUUAUAAUGACUUCGAUUACUCUCGCAUUCCAUCAGAAAUUAGCCAUCUCUCAGGGCUAGUAAGUCUCAACCUUUCCUCCUCUGUAUUUUCCGGUCAAAUCCCUUUGGAAAUCUCAAAAUUGUCCAAAUUGGUUUCCAUUGAUCUUUCUUUCAAUGUAGACUCAUCAAAUUCAGGACUACUGAAACUUGAAAAGCCUGGUCUGAGAAGCCUACUUCAAAACUUGACUAACCUCAAAGUGCUUCGUCUCAAUGACGUGAGCAUAUCUUCUGAAGUACCUGAUACAUUGGCCAACUUAACUUCCUUGACAACCCUCGUCCUGGAAAAUUGUGGGUUGCGUGGUGAGUUCCCAAUAAGCAUAUUCUAUCUACCAAAGCUUCAAGUUCUCAAUGUGCGUUUCAAUAAAAAUCUCACUGGUCAUUUGCCCAAAUUUCACCCAGUCAGCCCUCUUCAGUAUUUGACACUUUCUGACACCAGUUUCUCAGGGAAGCUACCAGAUUCGAUUGGAAAUCUUCAUUUCUUGAAUGUGUUAAAUUUCUCUGACUGCUAUUUCUCAGGGUCCCUUCCAGUUUCACUUGGUAAUUUGACCCAACUCAAUUACAUGUCACUUUCAUCCAACCAAUUUAAUGUAGGGACCCUGCCAUUUCUUGGUAAGCUAAUUGAACUCACUGAAUUGCACCUUAGUGAAAUCAAUCUAUACGGUUCGAUCCCAUCAUUUCUUUCAAACCUAACUCAACUUACUCAUUUAGACCUGAACUCCAAUCACUUAAGUGGUGAAAUAACAUCCCAUAUAACGAACCUAACCCAUCUAAUUUCGCUAGAUCUUUCAAUUAAUCAAUUGCAAAGCCCAACCCCAAGGUCAUUCUCUGAGUUCUAA
This is a messenger RNA of Camellia sinensis, 1179 nucleotides long. The record is from RefSeq and is a predicted model, not a curated record. Lineage: Eukaryota; Viridiplantae; Streptophyta; Magnoliopsida; Ericales; Theaceae.